AUUGACAUGCAUUUCAUAUAAACAUCUUUGUGUCUGUCUCUACUAGCUAGUAGACAUACAAGAGACAUGGGCUCUGUUUAUUUUUUAUUGAUCAUAAUGCUCAGCCUCACCGUCGCAAUGAUCACAUACAAUACAAUAACCUCAACACAAUCCCUCAAACAGGAGCUGUCAGUUGAGUCGAAAGCUCAUGUUCUGUCAGCGGAUCCUGUCAUAGAGAUGCCUACACACAGCAAAAGUUCCGAGAAGAAGAAGAAGAGGAUGUUUCACACAGCAGUGACAGCUUCUGGAGGAGUUUAUAAUUUGUGGCAGUGUAGAAUAAUGUACUACUGGUUCCAAAAGUUCAAGAAUGGGCCUGGCUCUGAAAUGGGAGGGUUCACCAGGAUUUUGCAUUCAGGGUUUGCUGAUGAUUACAUGCAUGAGAUCCCUACUUUUGUUGCUCAGCCACUUUCAGAUGGAGUGGAUCAGGGUUAUAUUGUACUCCAUAGACCUUGGGCUUUUGUUCAAUGGUUGAAGCAAGCAAACAUCGAAGAAGACUACAUCCUGAUGGCAGAACCAGAUCACAUUAUCAUAAAACCGAUACCAAACUUAUCUCAAGACGGUCUUCCAACUGCAUUCCCGUUUUUCUAUAUUGAACCCAAAAAAGAAGAGGCCAUUCUCCGAAAAUUCUUCCCAGAAGAAAAUGGACCUAUUACCAAUAUUGAUCCAAUAGGGAACUCCCCUGUUAUCAUUUACAAGGAACUUUUACAAAAGAUUGCUCCAACUUGGAUGAAUGUUUCAUUAGCUAUGAAAAAAGAUCAUGAAGCAGACAUAACUUUAGGUUGGGUCCUGGAGAUGUACGCUUAUGCUGUUUCAUCUGCUCUUCACGGUGUGACUAGCAUCUUAUACAAGAACUUCAUGAUACAGCCUCCAUAUGAUAUGGAACUAGGAGACAAGUACAUACUACAUUACACUUAUGGGUGUGACUUUGAUUUGGAGGGGCAAUUUAUGAAUGGAAAAAUCGGGGAGUGGAGAUUUGACAAAAGAUCUUAUGAAGAAACAUGGCCUCCAAGAAACCUUUCAUUACCUCCUGCUGGAGUGCCCGAAAGUGUGGUUACUCUGGUGAAAAUGGUGAAUGAGGCAACAAGCAACCUACGUAAUUGGGGAUCCUGAAUAUAACAAUAGUGUUAUAUUUAUAAUUAAGAUUUUUUAUUUUUGUAAAUACCGCACCCAGAUAAUAAAUGAAUUCGAGGAAAGAGAUUUGCUUCAUUUUAAAUAGUUCUUCUAUUUUCA
This is a messenger RNA of Daucus carota subsp. sativus, 1269 nucleotides long. RefSeq names its product hydroxyproline O-arabinosyltransferase 1. Bases 67 to 1149 code for a protein of 360 amino acids. The transcript is spliced from 8 exons. Lineage: Eukaryota; Viridiplantae; Streptophyta; Magnoliopsida; Apiales; Apiaceae. The record is from RefSeq and is a predicted model, not a curated record. Gene Ontology annotation, molecular function: glycosyltransferase activity.